UUUCCCCUCCCUUUGAAAAAGAGCAGAGCCAGAGCUGACAGCGGCAAAGGAGGCUGAAAGAAGAGCAGGACGGUGACUCCAGGUCUCUUGGAAGAAGCAAAUGCAGCGUGGCUUCAACAGCUCAGCAUCCUUAUAGUCUCUGUUGCAGCCCAUGCCCUGGAGAAGGGGGCAAGUCCUUCCUAAGGAAAAUACAAAAAACAUACGAAGCCAUCUGCAGAUAACUGUGGGUGGAAAUGCUCUGGAAAGGCAGCUCCAAAGAGCAUUCGUAGCAAGAGCUGCAGUGAAUCAGGAUCAUAGUGAACCACUGGCCAGCUGUAGAUUUCCCUGGAGGCAUCCUACUACCAGCUCAUUCCUCAUGACUGCUCCACCAUGCCUGCUUGGGACUAGGUGAUGAAGAUGGAGGUUCUGCGCCGCUCUUCUGUCUUUGCUGCAGAAGUCAUGGAAGUGUUUGAUCGGACUCCUACAGACAAGGAGCUUGUAUCGCAGGCCAAAGUGCUCUGCAGAGACUUCAUUCAUUCCAGGCUGAUUCGGGCUGGAAUUGGCUGGAACAAGCCUGAGCAAAGCACACCUGUUCCUGGUGGCAAGUUAGCAGAAGUGUCCAACAUACUUCUAAGAUUAGGCGAUGAGCUGGAGUACAUCAGGCCCAACCUGUACCGGAACGUGGCACGGCAGCUAAACAUCUCGCUGCACUCGGAAACCGUGGUAACAGAUGCCUUCCUGGCAGUGGCAACUCAGAUCUUUACUUCAGGCAUAACGUGGGGUAAAGUAGUGUCUCUCUAUGCCGUGGCAGCAGGCCUUGCUGUGGACUGUGUAAGACACGCCCAGCCAGCCAUGGUCCAUACCAUUGUGGAUUGCCUGGGAGAAUUUGUACGCAAGACUUUGGUGACGUGGAUGAAGAGGAGAGGAGGCUGGACACAGCUGGCACAGAGAAGGGGAAGAAAUGAGAUGAUGAAGAGACGGGCUGGGCAAAUGUACAUUCCACUUGUCUGGCUUUCCCAGCUGCCUCAGUGCAAAGACUCUUUCUUCAGCAAUGGGGAACAUUUCUCCUGAUCACUUCUUACAGCCAAGUGCCCUUUGUGCUUUCUAAGUGGCUGGGGUUCUUUACAUAAGCUUGGGAGGCUGUUGGACUUGCCAUUCAGUUAUUUAUUCUUUUCCUCCCGUUCAAAUUGUGUCACAUUUUUGAAUGCAUACACACUUAAGAAAUCCUACUUGGAGUUGCUAUUAAGAAGCAAGCUGUCCCCUUCAUUUGCAAAAUGACAACGGCUCCUUUGUUGUUUAGUCAGUCAGUAGAUUCUUCCCCUCUUCCCUAAACUUGGUGUCCUCGAGCCCCUGGCUAAUGUUGUAAGAUGGAUGUUUUCUGUAACCACCUGAAAUAUGCAGUUGUCAUAAGUCACUACAGCUCUGUCAGCCUCUGCCUGAGAGGGAUUUUCAGCAUGGAUAACAUAACUACCUGCUACAUACCGGUAGUUCUAGUUACAGGUAGGCAGCCGCAUUGGUCUACCAUAGUCGAAACAAAAUUUAAAAAAUUCCUUCCAGUAGCACCUUAGAGACCAACUAAGAUUGUUAUUGGUAUGAGCUUUCGUGUGCAUGAAGGUAUCUGAAGAAGUGUGCAUGCACACAAAAGCUUAUACCAAUAACAAACGUAGUUGGUCUCUAAGGUACUACUGGAAGGAAUUUUUUAUUUUGUUUUUACCUGCUGCAUGUUAAAAUUUGCUUACAUGAGGGAAGUAAGACCAAAAAUAAAUAAAAACAUUGCUGAAAAAAAAUUGGGCAGGGCCACAGAUUUUCCACCCUCCAUUUAAGAGGAAGAAAAAUUCAGAGAUGUUUAACUGCAGCAACUUUUGGAGUUUUCUAACCACAAUUUCUGUUCUGUCCAAAACAUGAAGUUAAUGUGGAAUGCAGGCAAUCCCAUGAGCAUGUUGUAUCUUAUGAGGGGAGCAAAAAGAGACAUCAAUAAAUUGUAUCAACUGUGUGUUUAUCAUGUACAGUGUGUGACUAUUGUUACUGUUGUGGCAAAAUUAAUGCCAAAUGAAUAUUUUGUUGCAUGAUCAGUAUGCAUAUAUAUCUUUUAUGCCCAUUCAAUGGCCAUUCUUUAACUCCACGAAUCCUGGACACUGCAUUUUAACCCCUCAAAUAGUUACAAUUUCCAGCAACCCUAGCGCCCAGGGUUUGCGGGAAAGAUUGUGCUUCGAACGUGCUUUAAAAGUAUAAUGCGUACUACACAGCCUUGGCAAAGUAAGGUCACAUCAGUUCUGAAGUCUGGGUGGGGAAGCUGGCUUUGCAGUCCAAAAGGAACUUUGGAAAGGAGAACUGAUUUAACAGAUCCAUCCCCUGCCCACACUCCCUUGUGCACAUAAAGCUGUUGCAUGCGCUUCUAGAAAUGGGAAAAGCAGAAGUAGGAGAGGCAGAGACAUGAUUCAGCCAUAAUCCACAGCAUGGGGACUCUGACAUUUCCCUUCCAUGAGGGCCAUGACCUCCCGGUGACAUCUUACCAUGGAUGUGUUGUAGGAGUUCCAUGUCACCUCUUGCAGGAGCAGGAAAAGAGUCAUUCAGUCUUUUCAUUCUUUACAUACCUGAAAAGGGUAAAAUUGAGGUAUGCUACUAAUCCUCUCGUCUGGCUCAUGCUGUUGUCCUCAUUAAUUCUCAGGGAGAAAGUUCACAGACAACAUACCAAGCUGCAUCUCCUCUCCCCUGAUGUUGUAUGUGUAGGUCACCGGCUAUAGGGCUUGUCCCAGCUCACCCCCUGCCACACGAGAGAGGGGUGGAGGUAGAUAGGAGAAGCACACUCUCAGACCUCCUAUUCCUUGUAAAGACCUUGUCAGCUAGGUGCUCAGUUACUGGGAGGGAGGGGCUCUGCCAAGUCCUAUGGGGAUCUAUUUGCAAAUGGCUGCUGUGCUUGCAUAACAGAUCAUGCUCACAUUAUUGUUAUAAGUUUGGAGAGGGCAAGGAUCCCCUAAACUCCUGGGUGCUAAUCCCCCCCAUAAUUCCUGGAUUUAGUCAAAGUUAGAAUUAAUCAAGGACUGAUUAAACUCUGCUGGAUUCUGUCUGGCAUAGCUAAUAGAGGGUGGGUCACUGGAGGAACAAAGCUAAUAAUCGUCAAACUA
Messenger RNA from Zootoca vivipara (common lizard), 3104 nucleotides. Lineage: Eukaryota; Metazoa; Chordata; Lepidosauria; Squamata; Lacertidae. The record is from RefSeq and is a predicted model, not a curated record.